UGAAACGGGACAAAAAGCCAAGGUAGUGUAAAGAAGCCAAAGCAUCCAAUCGAAACAGGUAGGAAGGGGUAGUUGAUCCGAAGCUGUGAGAUCCGGCCGGAUAGAAGUCGCUUUUCGAUCUUACCAAGUGUAGCGAUAUGGCUUCGGUCAAUAAAUUGUCAAUUAGGGGUAUUCGAUCAUUCUCUCCCGAAGAUGCGGAACAGGUCGUCGAGUUCUACUUUCCGUGCACAAUCAUUGUCGGGGCAAACGGAUGCGGAAAUCACGGGAUCGUUCCCGCCGGGCAACAAGGCCGGCCAAGCUUUUGUCCACGACCCGCGUACUAUUGGACAGCCCCAGGUCAAAGCAAAUGUCAAAUUGCGCUUUACGUCUCGUUCCGGACAGACCAUGGUGGUAGUUCGCUCUAUGGAAGUCAAUCAAAAGAAGACAGCUAUGACUUUCAAACAGCUCGACGGCGUCCUCCGUAUGAUGGAUCCGAAUACGGGGCAGCGCGUUUCACUGUCCCAUAAAUGCACCGAAUUAGACAAACAACUACCAGCACUUUUGGGUGUUUCGAAAUCUAUCUUGGAACACGUCGUCUUUUGUCAUCAGGAAGACGCAUCCUGGCCUUUAAUGGAAGGGGCAGUUUUGAAAAAGCGCUUUGACGAUAUCUUUGAUUCGACGCGAUAUACUAAAGCCUUGGAUGCCUUUCGGAAGACGGAAAAGGAAAUGACUGCCACUGUCAAGGACCUGAAAAUCGAAUUGGCUGGUUUAAACUCAAGCAAGAUCGCGGCCGACGGAUUUCGAAAGGAUUUGGUAGGUUACCAGGAAGCUUUGGAAACUUUGGAAGAAGAAAAGCAGCAAGUCGUCGAAGGCAUUGCCGAGGCCGAUCGCGACAUCCAAGUGUAUCAAGGGAUUGAAGCCAAAAUCAACAAUGUGGAUGCAAAGAUUGAUAGCCUCAAGAAUCAGCAAGCGCAGCUGGUACAGGUCCGUAUGACUCGGCAACAAAUGCUAGAAGAAGAUUUGACCAAGAAACACUCGCAGCAGGAACUGGAACAGAUGUUAGAUGACUUUGGGGGGAAAGUCUCGGAGCAACUAGAUCAGCACCAAAAAAUGCAGCAAAGAUAUGAAGGUAUGGAAAAGGAGGUAGACACUUUACGACACGAGGAAAUUCGGUUGAAUUCCCUCCUUGGAAAGCUCUCGGCCGAAAAGGAGGCCCAUGAAGGCCGCCUACUGGAGCGGUAUAAAAUGAUGGAGACCAUUGCACAAAUGUACAGCAUUGAUUUGCAUUCAGUAGAGUUUUCACAGGGUAGUAAGUCUUUGGCGGCGGCAACUCUGUCCGCAAGUCUGGCUUCUCAAAAUGCAUUCGGAAGUCAAGAUGACUUGGAUCUUGCAGCCGGUAUCACCUCGAAUGAUAUGCAUAGUUUCUACAUAGCUCUCGAGAAAAACGAAGAAGAUUUGAGUGGGAAACUCCGAGAUUUCCGUGGAGAAUCUCAAGCUAGAGACGACGCUUUGCAAAAUGAGCUUGCCACUCUUGGUGGACAAUUGUCUCUUACGUUAAGCUUUGUUCUAUGGCCCAAAGAGCGCGCCAAACUAGCAAGCAGACGGAAUGGUCUGCAAAAAGAGCUCAGCGCUAUCUCGAGUCAAGUUGCCAAACCAUCUUGGAUACGAAUGACUGAUAUCGAGGAUGCUCGCAAGCAUGCCAUAAAGUUUGCAAAAAGUCGAGACGAGGCGAAUCAGAAUCCUCGACGAAAAGAGAUUCCUACCGAAAUCCUUCAUUUACAGAGCAAGAUUGACAGUAUCAAGCGGACAAUUGACCUAGAUCAGGAAUUGCUUGAUCGUCUCCGUAGCACAGCUGAGUCCCAAAACGCCAUAAAUGUCUUGCAAGAACAAGCUCAAAAAGACUUGGACGAGUUGAACGAGUCGAUCCGCGAUCAGUCCCAAUUACUUCAAAAGUACAACUUUGCUUUCGAAGGACAUUUUGCCAAGGAAGAUGACGACAAUGGUGAGAAACUUGGAGAAGUAGUCUGUAGUCUAGUAUCAGCCAUAGGAGGAAAAUACGAAUCUUUUCGUGCGGAUCUGGAUCGGGCUAGUUGUGAUGUCUCGAAGAACGAAAAGGUUGCGUCUGAGAAGGCUGCUCUUCUAGCCAAUUCGCAGCGCGCGGCCGCAGGAGUAAGAUCCAAGCUCGACGGACUACAUACCACUAUUACAACCGCUCGAAAGCUUACUGUCGAUCUCCAACGCCACGAGCAAAGCCUUUCAUGCACAGCGCGAGGCGACGAGAACGACCCGCGCGAGAUUAUAAAGUACCUUGAGGAACGACUGGAUUCAAUAGAAGAAGAUUCGCCAUCUGAGGAGCAACCGAAGGCCAUAAAAAAAGUACUGAAGCGUCUGUAUAAGAUGUCAAAAAUUCGAGACGCUUCCGGAGAAAUAACUGCCAUCCGAUGUCCUUGUUGUCGCCAAGAUCUUGGUGGGAGAUCUGCAGAGGAUAUGAAAGCGAUGCUUGACGAAUUAAAGGUAGACCCUGCACUUACAGAGAUUGACGAGAAGGCCAUUGAGCAUUAUAAGAAUUUGAAAGAGACUUAUCAGGGAUGGAAAGAACAGGUUGAAAAGAUGUCGGAUGACCUGCGAGAUGUAAAACGUCUUGAUAAUGAGCUGAGUGAUCACACGAAAGAUGUAGAGAAAUUUGAGAAUGAGCUUGGGCGAUAUCGUAGAAUGAUUGUCGAUGAUAUAGAGCGUCGAGAUGAGGCUACUGUGGCUUUUACUGAGAUACGGGAACUGCUCGAUGUUGCAAAACGUUGGUCUACCGAUGUCGCCCGCAUUGUUGGGAAAAAGAUGCAGAUCAAUCAGAAAACUAUGGAUUUGCCCUUCAGUGGAAAUGACGGACCAAGACGCGACCUCGAAACAGUGGAGCGUGAAAUGACGAGAAACAUCAAAGAAAAAGAUACCUUGAUGCUAAAGAUUAACGAUUUGAAUAGAGAGAUGAUGAACUUAAACAACGAGGUGUCAGAUCUCGCAACGAAGGCAGCGAAUACUGACAAAGCUCUCCGCGACAAGGAGGCGAAAUAUGUCGAAUCGCAACAGGCUGCCGAACGAAAGAUGGAACUCACUCGAGUAUUGCAAGAGAUUUCGGCUGCUGAAAAAGAGAUUCAGAAAAGCAUGGGGCCUCUUCAUGAAAAGAUUAAGGUGAAAGAGGAUACGAAGCGCCAACAACGCUAUGCGACGAAUGAACAGGAGCACCAUCUCCAGGACGCUUUGAGCCAAUUUCGAAAUGACUUUAAUCAACUUCGUGAAAUUUCGCGUCAGAUUGAGGAGCACACAUCUUCCGACAAAGGUCAAAAAGAUGUCGAUGUUUCCAGCCAGAUGACCAAGGUUCUGGCACUUCGUAACAAAAUGGUCGCAGAACUUCAAGUUUUAAGGCCGGAACUAGACGGUCUCAUGACUGCCGUUAACGAUCAAGAACGACACAAAAAACAGCUUAAAGCCAACAUUGAUGUCCUCGCAGCCAACAAGCAAAUUCAGGAGCUCGAAGAAGGAAUUAAUAGUUUCCAGGAGGAGCGUGAAUCGAUUGAUGGAGCCGACACUGCUUCCGAGCGUCUUUCGAACGCAAAAAGUACCAAGGAAAAGCAAGCCUCUAUGAAGUCCCGCAUAGAAGGCCGUUGGCACGAAAUUAUAGAGCAGAUUAGGGCAGUCAAGCGGAAACUGUCGUCUCCAGACUACAAAAAUGUCGACGAGAAGUUCCGCAUCGCUCUAAUUGAUGUCGAGACAACUCAGAUCGCAUCUGAGGAUCUGAAAAAAUAUGGCAAUGCACUGGAUAAGGCAAUAUUGAAGUUUCACCACGUGAAAAUUGAUGAUAUCAACAAAAUUGUGCGCGAGCUGUGGUUGUUAACGUACAAAGGUGAAGACAUUAGUAGCAUUGAACUGGUUUCAGGGCAGGAAGCAGGCUCACGCGCUCAAAAGUCGUAUAACUAUCGAGUUGUGAUGACGAAAGGUACUUCCAAGCUUGAUAUGCGUGGGCGGUGCAGUGCUGGUCAGCGUGUUCUUGCGAGCAUUGUGAUUCGACUAGCACUGGCGGAGACCUUUUGUAUAAAUUGUGGUUGUAUCGCGUUGGAUGAACCAACCGUGAAUCUAGAUCAUCGUACCAAGAAAGGACUUGCCGUGGCUCUCGCCCAAAUCAUUGCAUCGCGUUCUCAACAACGCAACUUUCAGCUCAUUUUGAUCACGCACGACGAAGAAUUCGUCGCAAUGAUGAAGACGGAACUUUCUACUCUGACUGGAUUCUCCAUGCCAGAGAAAUAUUUUCAAGUGAGACGUGAGCUCGCCUCCGACGGCAAGUACUACUCAAAGAUUAGCGCCGUUGAUUGGGAUGAAUUGGUCUAG
Molecule: messenger RNA, 4356 nt
Organism: Phaeodactylum tricornutum CCAP 1055/1
Lineage: Eukaryota; Bacillariophyta; Bacillariophyceae; Surirellales; Neidiaceae
Gene: RAD50
Product: Rad50 DNA repair/recombination protein
Exons: 12
Coding region: 193-4356 (1387 amino acids)
Biological process (GO): telomere maintenance via telomerase; chromosome organization involved in meiotic cell cycle; telomere maintenance via recombination
Cellular component (GO): condensed nuclear chromosome; Mre11 complex
Molecular function (GO): single-stranded telomeric DNA binding; double-stranded telomeric DNA binding; G-quadruplex DNA binding
Source: RefSeq, a predicted model, not a curated record